Lobosporangium transversale is the source of this 1121-nucleotide messenger RNA. Its product is annotated as S-formylglutathione hydrolase. The coding region runs from base 205 to 1077 and encodes 290 amino acids. Gene Ontology annotation, biological process: formaldehyde catabolic process. The transcript is spliced from 8 exons. Gene Ontology annotation, molecular function: S-formylglutathione hydrolase activity. Lineage: Eukaryota; Fungi; Mortierellomycota; Mortierellomycetes; Mortierellales; Mortierellaceae. Gene Ontology annotation, cellular component: cytosol. The record is from RefSeq and is a predicted model, not a curated record.
CAAAGACUCUUGGAGAACUCGGGUCUACGUUACUACGUUACUGUUUAUUACUGCUAUUCCAAACUUGUAUAAAUACGAACAAAGUUCAUUUCCAACCUUUUCUUUUUCCAUUCAUUUCCUUUCCUCCAUUUACUUCAUUGCCUUCCCUUCUCUCUUUACUGCCUUUCAUCUCUUUUCUUCAAGCAUUCGAUUCAAAAACACACCAUGAGCCUCACUACUGUCCAACAGGUCAAGCACUUUGGUGGCACGCUCACCAAGUAUUCGCACGAGUCCAGUACGACUCAAUGUACUAUGCGCUUCAACCUCUUCUUGCCCAGGGCCGUUGAACAACAUGCCAAGGUUCCUUUGCUUUACUGUCUUGGAGGAUUGACUGCGACCGAGGAUAAUUUCCCCCAAAAGUCAGGAUUUGGCGCCAAGGCUGCUGAGCAUGGAAUAGCUUUGGUCUUCCCUGACACUUCGCCUCGCAACGUUGGAGUUGCUGAAGCUGAAGACGAUAAUUGCGUUGGAUACAGCGCUGGAUUCUACUUGAAUGCUACUCAGGCUCCCUGGGAGAAGAACUGGAGGAUGUAUGAUUACAUUGUCAAGGAACUUCCUCAACUCCUUGAAAAUAACUUUCCAAUUGAUCCUUCGCGCACUUCGAUCAUGGGUCAUUCAAUGGGAGGACAUGGUGCUUUGACUAUUUUCUUGAAGAAUCAAGAUCGUUACAAGUCUGUCUCGGCCUUUGCUCCUAUUACGAAUCUUUCAAGGUCUCCUUGGGGUCUCCAUGCCUUGUCUCGUUACCUGGGUGAAGAUCGCUCCACCUGGGCCGAAUAUGACGCAGUCGAAUUGUUGAAACACCUUGCAGGCGAGAAAAAGUUACGAAACGAUGUCAAUUUUUUGAUUGAUCAGGGUACUGGAGACGAAUAUCUGAACCCAGAUCACCUUCACACCUAUGACUUGGUUGAAACAGUCAAGAAGCUCGGAUUGACAAGUCAGUUUGACAUCCGUUUCCACGACGGUUACAGCCACGGAUACUAUACUAUCAGCACAUUUAUUAAUGACCAUAUUGAACAUCAUGCCAAAGCUCUUGGUGUUUAGAUCAAAAUUCAAAUAAUUCAGUUCCAGAUUAAUUUGGAGAAAAC